Salvelinus fontinalis (brook trout) is the source of this 1849-nucleotide messenger RNA. RefSeq names its product PR domain zinc finger protein 8-like. The transcript has 4 exons. The coding region runs from base 932 to 1732 and encodes 266 amino acids. NCBI's taxonomy places the organism in Eukaryota, Metazoa, Chordata, Actinopteri, Salmoniformes, Salmonidae. Gene Ontology annotation, biological process: regulation of DNA-templated transcription. Gene Ontology annotation, cellular component: nucleus. The record is from RefSeq and is a predicted model, not a curated record.
CACUUCGAACCCCAUCGCUCCCUCACCAGCGUUGGGGAGACAGCAGGUGACAAAAUGUUUUGUUAAAUUAACAAUUUAGGAGACCCUGGGGGCAGAUAUUCUGUCGAAACUAUUUUGGAACGCAGAGGCGAGAGCUCAGCAACGAUGGAUAACUGACAUUUUUACGCGCGUCCGCAUCUCCUACGACGUUCCCAAGAACGCCGUUUUUGGACCGUAUGAGCUGAAACACACCUCCGUUUAUGACAGCAUCGCCUUCACUGCUCUCAAGUCUAUGGACCGAAGAACGGCACCAUACAUUUUGAGGGUGGACGCCUCAGCGCACUGAUGGUCCAAUGUGGCUGCGGCUGGUCCAGUCAGCCUAGAGCGCUGAAGAACAGAACCUGGAGGACUAUGUGAAGAACGGACACCUAUUCUUUAGAGCCCUCAGGACGAUCCAGAAGGAAGAGGAGCGGUUGGUGUGGUACGGGAAAGCCCUGGCCAAGCUUGUUCUCCUAAACCCACUGCAGAUACAAAGCAAAGGUACGGGUCCGUACACAUGUGCCAACUGUAACCAAAGCUUUGAGACUGAGUUCCCCUUUCUGGAACAUCAGAGAUUCCUCUGCCCACAGAGACGACCAAACAGCCACAGCACCAGACCUGGUCAAGGCAACACUGACCAUGUGAAACCUGACUCCCGUCCUGUUCCUGCCUUCAAACAGAGCCGUCCAGAAACAAGUCCACAGGAUAGCAAACCUGCAACAGACUUCCAUAACUUAGCCCGGGAUAUGGAGAAUAUUAAGACAGGGUCUUCCAGCACCAGGGACUCAGAGACUAGAGGUUCCCUCAAAGGGAGGUAGAGGAGGACACAGAGGUAGAGGAGGACAGGUGUAGUGAGCCACAGCAUCGAGUGAUAAAGCAGGAUCCACUGGAGACAGGAUACUGUACUCUGACCAUGAAAAGACAACACAGCCCAGUCUCCUGUCACCUGUCCAGUAACAUCAACAAGAACAACAUCACCAAAGACAGAGCAACCCAACUACACUUACAACAAGGUUCUGGGCCUGAAGACCUCAGAUCUUCAUCCAGCCUAAGGAACCAGAGCAUUCAGCCCGGUAGUGGCCUAGUAGAGCCUCAGAGAGACCCAAAGAAAACAAAGACAGAAACACUCCGGUCUCCAUCUCACUCAGAGGAGUUGUCUUCUUUCACUGACUCUGCUACUGUCACCUCUGCCUUCAGCCAGGUCUCUGUCUCUGAGAACAGGAGGAGUGCCUUCUCCCAGCCCCCACGCUCUGUUUCCUUUCCCCAGACUACCCCCCUGCUUGGGAGGGCUAAAACUUCAAUCACUCCCUUUACUACUGAUCUCCACCGACCGGUGCUGGUCCAGGGUGUUUUGAAACAGAAGCGCCCUCUAUACAGCCCAGCAGUUCUCUGGACCAGGACCACAGGCAAAUCCCCCCUCCAGGUCCAGAUUUCCCUAUCCCCGGUGCUCCUGUCCCCCUCCGUCUCACGGCUCCCGCCCCUCUGCCUGACGGCUCAGAACUGGUCUGCCAAAUGCAACGCCUCCUUCCGCCUGACCUCAGACCUGGUGCAGCAAUAUGACCACCACAAGAGGGCGGUGGACGCCACAGAGUCAGGGUAUGGGGUGAAACAACAGCAGCACAGGGCGAGAGAGGAGAGGCUCAAGUCUUGCAUCUACAACGAGGUCUUCAGACAACGCCAUCACCUUGCGGGACACUUGACCUCUCACACAUGAGUUCAGUUCAAUUAGAUCUUAUUAUUGGUAAGAUCUUGAUAUUUUAAUGUUUGAUGUGUCAUCAUAUUGAUGAAGAUACUAAUUGGAGAACUAAUAAAACACAAACUAUUAUGUUAA